Messenger RNA from Olea europaea var. sylvestris, 2003 nucleotides. RefSeq names its product glucan endo-1,3-beta-glucosidase 14. Gene Ontology annotation, cellular component: plasma membrane. The record is from RefSeq and is a predicted model, not a curated record. Gene Ontology annotation, biological process: carbohydrate metabolic process. Gene Ontology annotation, molecular function: hydrolase activity, hydrolyzing O-glycosyl compounds. Lineage: Eukaryota; Viridiplantae; Streptophyta; Magnoliopsida; Lamiales; Oleaceae. The coding region runs from base 619 to 1818 and encodes 399 amino acids. The transcript is spliced from 3 exons.
AUGAUUAGGUGAUGUGAACUAUUAACAGAACAAAAACUAAUAUGAAAAAGGAGAUCUUGUUUGAAAAGGUAGUUAUAUUUCUCGUCCCAGCUGUCUAGGCUUGGAAGCUCCACAGGCUUUAGGAUGUCCAGUCCCUGCUAUUGCUACUGGGCAGUGUCAUGAGCUUACCCGUACCUACAAUUAUGCAGUACGCAUUGGCUUGACAAGCAUGGGCCAUAUUGGAUAAACGUGUUUUUUAAUUACAUCCAAAACUUCAACUUAUUAAUAUACGAAAGGUAUAGCUAGAAAGAGAACUUAAUUUGAAAGAGACACAGAAUCUACCGAAAAAGUGAAAAAGGUAGUACCAUGGAUCAAGCAUGAAAGGCAAGGAAAAAUAUACUUUGAGGUAACGAAAAGGUUGGAAUCUUAUUCCAAUCCCACAAAGCCAAAAAUGACUUAUUUUCAUCAGAAAUCUACAAUUUUCCUUCAUCUUUAGAUUAAGGUUUGGAAUCUUUUAUGGGUUUAGUGUAUCAACUAUGACAAUGGAAUUCCCACAGAGGAAGCAUUGCAUCGUACGAGCCUAUGUUCUUGCAGCCCAUACACAAUUGUCAUUAAUAAUCCUUUUUUUCUACAAAUGGAAUGACUGUUUCAUUUACUUCUGCUAUCAAGAUUAUGGGUUUCUUUUCUUUCUACCUCUCGUUGUUCAUUUCGCUUUCGAUUGUUCCGUUCUCGAACAUUCUGGUAGUACAAGCUUUCACAGGUACAUAUGGAGUAAAUUAUGGCAGAAUAGCUGACAAUAUCCCACCACCCGAAAGCGUCGUAACACUUCUAAAGGCGGCAAAGAUAAAAAACAUCAGGAUUUAUGAUGCCGAUCAAGGAGUUUUGAGGGCAUUUAGAGGGUCUGGAAUCGAGAUAAUUGUUGGACUUGGGAAUGAGAAUUUGAGAGAUAUAAGUGUAAAUCCAGAUCGUGCGGUAGACUGGGUGAAAGAAAAUGUCGAGCCGCAUAUACCCGGCACACUCAUUCGUGGGAUCGCUGUUGGAAAUGAGGUGCUAGGGAGUGUAGAUCCCACUCUUUGGGAAGUUCUUGUGCCGGCAGUGAGAAAUGUCUACAAUGCUCUUGAUCGGUUGCGACUCACUAAUAGGAUUGAGGUCUCGAGCCCACAUUCAGAGGCUGUUUUCGCAAAUACGUUCCCUCCUUCAGCAGGGGUAUUUAAGGACAGUGUUCUUCCUUACAUGAGGCCACUUCUACAGUUCUUUUCGCAGAUUGGUACUCCGUUCUACAUAAAUGCUUAUCCGUUUUUGGCCUAUAUCAGCGAUCCAUCGCACAUUGAUCUGAAUUACGCUCUUUUUCAAAAGAGUGCCGGUAUAUAUGAUUCGAGGACUAAACUACACUACGAUAAUAUGUUUGACGCCAUGGUUGAUGCUUCUUACGCUGCAUUGGAAAAGGCCGGUUUUGGUAAAAUGGAAGUCAUAGUAUCCGAAACCGGUUGGGCUUCGAAGGGAGAUGAAAAUGAAGCAGGAGCCACUAUGAACAAUGCGAGGACUUACAAUCGUAAUUUGCGCAAACGACUACUCAAAAAGAAAGGGACUCCUUAUCGACCUAAGACUCCAGUGAAAGCUUAUAUCUUCGCGCUGUUCAAUGAAAACUUGAAGCCCGGGCCAACAUCUGAGAGAAACUUUGGUUUGUUUAAAGCUGAUGGCAGCGUAUCAUAUAACAUCGGGUUUACUGGGCUAGUACCUAGUUCGGCAACAUCGUCUCUUCUCUCCAUAAAGGUCCGCGAACUUGAAGGAUUGGCUCAAAUAGCCUUUGCUGGUCUUGUUCUUGUUUUGAUAUUAUGAUCCAUUCAAAAUCAACAGACAAUCAGAUUGUAAUGGAGAUUCAUUCAUUUGUUUGACAUUAUCUUUCAAGUUCCUGCCCGUGCAGUCGAUGUUCUUACCACCUGCCUUUAAUUCAUUAUUGAAAAUUGUUCCCUUAAACCUGUUUCAGAUAUAUGAAAAUAAAUAUUGUUUAUUUACUUCCCCAA